AUGUCUCAUACCGUUGCGCACGACUCCGAUCCGCAGGCUCACCGUCGCGGCUACCUCGCCGGCACCGACUAUGCGCUGCCGUACCAGUCGAGCUUCUCGCGAGCCAACGCAUCCGAUGCGGCCGUGUUGCGACAUGCCAACUGUGGCUACCUCUCGACGCCGGGCGUGCCGCCGACGCUGCUGGCCCUCAAGCAGCAUGCCCAGUCGCUCUGCUGCCUCAUCUCCAUGCUGGAGCCGCAUGCCCACGACAAGGCUGUCGUCGAAGCCGUGCCCAAACAACCGGUCUGGCUGGCCAAACUGUCUGAGCCGGCCGGGUACUCGGGCAGGGCCCAGACCCCGGACACCACAGACGAGGCCGUCCUCCAUGCUGCCGCUCAUCCGCCCGCGAGAGACGAUAUGGUCACGUACCAUCCCUUUGACUGGCUCGCUGACCUGAACACGCCCUAUGUCAACAAGGACCCCGACCACCAUCGGCCGCUGCACGACCUGGUCAACGAGGUCCGCACCCGUCACGAAGUGCUCGGAACCACCUUCCACUGUCCGCUGGAGACGCACCAGGCACGGGGAAGGGCCCCAUAUCAGCAGACGAACGACAGGGAUGAUGUUGUCGUUGCCGACGGAGAGGAAGGCGCCGAUGACGACGUAGACGAUGAUGAUGCCAUCCUUGUCCGCCCCUAUGCCAGCCAUCACAAUCUGCUGAUGCACGCCAACAUGUGCCUCGAGCGCCUGGACCAUGAGUUCGGCGACAUUGGCGGCCUGCUGUCGCUGCUGCCGGCGACGUUGUAUCCCGAAAGCAAGGAGGUGAUUGCGACGACACUCGACGCCAACUUCGACGACCAGGAAGACGCCGCCGCCCGCAAUAGUCUCAUCGGCCAGCUGCUCCUCUUCACACAGCAGCUCGUCGGUCGCAUGCACGAGAUGGAGAUCGCCUACGGCAACGCUCUGGACGCCCUGAGCGGCGAGGCCUGCGUGCCGCUACAGCUGGCAGAUGCUGUCGCUGCAGCCGUAGCAACAGCCAAUGCUGAUUCUGCACCAGCACCAUCGCCUCCUCCACCCACCCUCGCUGGCAUCGCCGACUUCGCCUCCCAGGAUCGCUGGAUCCUGGCCAACGCUGGCGACGACGUCUGGUCCUUCCUGCACGGAAUGCUGGAUCAGCAAGGCCGCGUCGAAGACACGACCACCGCCACUUGGGCGAAGCAGGGCGCCAUCAGCCGGCGCUCAACCGCCAGCGACCGCCUGUUGUAUGUGGACGUGAACACGCGAUUCUACCGCGUCACAGCCAGCAGUGCUGCAGGUUCCGCAGCUAACUCUGCUCCUUCCCGGGGACCACUGUUCGUGUGUCCCGCUUGGGAAAAGCACCCGGGAUUGCAGCCGGGGGCAGCCGAUCGUGAGACCCGUCCGACGGUGGUCAUGGUACCGUGCACGACCAGCAGUGCUGCCACGGCUGCAACGGCUGCCACUGCUGCCACGGCUGCUGCUCCCGGCACCAACCCUCCUCCCCUUCUCCCUUCCGUGGCCCGGGUCAGCAGCCUCGAGCACCGAUAUGACGGCCAGCUGCGAGCUGCAGGCAAGCUGGCGCGUAGCCACGAGCGAAUGGCCCAGCAGGUCCUCCAGCUGCGGAGGACAAACGAGCGACUUCUGGCGCAGAUGGCAAGGCGGGACGAACAGAUGGACAACCUGGAGGGCAGGCUGGCGAGGACGACGGAAGAGGUGGGGCAGCUGAGGGUGGCGACGGGCGGCACUGAUGGACGCGGCGAGAGCAAUGGAGCCCGUCACAAGAGAACACGAAUCAACCUUUAA
This is a messenger RNA of Grosmannia clavigera kw1407, 1800 nucleotides long. RefSeq lists its product as uncharacterized. The transcript has a single exon. The record is from RefSeq and is a predicted model, not a curated record. Lineage: Eukaryota; Fungi; Ascomycota; Sordariomycetes; Ophiostomatales; Ophiostomataceae. The coding region runs from base 1 to 1800 and encodes 599 amino acids.